Messenger RNA from Eucalyptus grandis, 3287 nucleotides. RefSeq names its product MDIS1-interacting receptor like kinase 2-like. The record is from RefSeq and is a predicted model, not a curated record. The transcript has 2 exons. Gene Ontology annotation, molecular function: protein kinase activity; ATP binding; protein binding. Gene Ontology annotation, biological process: protein phosphorylation. The annotation marks the transcript as partial. Gene Ontology annotation, cellular component: plasma membrane. Lineage: Eukaryota; Viridiplantae; Streptophyta; Magnoliopsida; Myrtales; Myrtaceae.
CCUCCGGAAAUAGGGAAUUUGAGGAGCUUGACUUAUCUCCAUUUGGAAGGAAACCAACUCGGUGGAUCUAUUCCUCCGGGAAUAGGGAAUUUGAGGAGCUUGACUUAUCUCGAUUUGGAAGGAAACCAACUCGGUGGAUCUAUUCCUCCGGAAAUAGGGAAUUUGAGGAGCUUGACUUAUCUCUAUUUGGAAGGAAACCAACUCGGUGGAUCUAUUCCUCUAGAAAUAGGGAAUUUGACGAGUUUGAAUUUUCUCGAUUUGGAAGGAAACCAACUCGGUGGAUCUAUUCCUCCGGAAAUAGGGAAUUUGACGAGCUUGACUUAUCUCUAUUUGGAAAGAAACCAACUCGGUGGAUCUAUUCCUCCAGAAAUAGGGAAUUUGAGGAGCUUGACUUAUCUCGAUUUGGAAGGAAACCAACUCGAUGGAUCUAUUCCUCUAGAAAUAGGGAAUUUGACGAGUUUGAAUUUUCUCGAUUUGGAAGGAAACCAACUCGGUGGAUCUAUUCCUCCGGAAAUAGGGAAUUUGAGGCGCUUGACUUAUCUCGAUUUGGAAGGAAACCAACUCGGUGGAUCUAUUCCUCCGGAAAUAGGGAAUUUGAGGAGCUUGACUUAUCUCUAUUUGCAAGGAAACCAACUCGGUGGAUCUAUUCCUCCGGAAAUAGGGAAUUUGAGGAGCUUGACUUAUCUCGAUUUGCAAGGAAACCAACUCGGUGGAUCUAUUCCUCCGGAAAUAGGGAAUUUGAGGAGCUUGACUUAUCUCGAUUUGGAAGGAAACCAACUCGGUGGAUCUAUUCCUCCGGAAAUAGGGAAUUUGAAGAGCUUGACUUAUCUCUAUUUGCAAGGAAACCAACUCGGUGGAUCUAUUCCUCCAGAAAUAGGGAAUUUGAGGAGCUUGAGUUAUCUCUAUUUGCAUGAAAACCAACUCGGUGGAUCUAUUCCUCCGGAAAUAGGGAAUUUGAGGAGCUUGAUUAAUCUCUAUUUGCAUGAAAACCAACUCGGUGGAUCUAUUCCUCCGGAAAUAGGGAAUUUGAGGAGCUUGAUUGAUCUCUAUUUGCAAGCAAACCAACUCGGUGGAUCUAUUCCUCCGGAAAUAGGGAAUUUGGGGAACUUGACUGAUCUCUAUUUGCAAGCAAACCAACUCAGUGGAUCUAUUCCUCCGGAAAUAGGGAAUUUGAGGAUCUUGUAUUAUCUCUAUUUGGGAGGAAACCAACUCAGUGGAUCUAUUCCUCCGGAAAUAGGGAAUUUGAGGUGCUUGACUAAUCUCAAUUUGGGAGAAAACCAACUCGAUGGAUCUAUUCCUCCGAAAAUAAGGAAUUUGAAGAGCUUGACUCAUCUCGAUUUGGGAGGAAACCAACUCGGGGGAUCUAUUCCUCUGAAAAUGGGGAAUUGGCCAAGCUUGACUCAUCUCUAUUUGCAAGCAAACAAACUCGGUGGAUCUAUUCCUCCGGAAAUGGGGUAUUUAACAAGCUUGACUCAUCUCUAUUUGCAAGAGAACAAACUUGGUGGAUCUAUUCCUUCGGAAAUAGGGAAUUUGACUAGUUUGAUUCAUCUUUAUUUGCAAGGAAACAAACUCGGUGGAUCUAUUCCUCCGAAAAUUGGGAAUUUGAUGAGCUUGACUCAUCUCAAUUUUCAAGGAAACAAACUCGGUGGAUCUAUUCCUCCAGAAAUAGGGAAUUUAACGAGUUUGAUUAAUCUCUAUUUGCAAGGAAACCAACUCAGUGGAUGUAUUCCGUCACAAAUAGGCAAAUUGGAGAGCUUGAUUGAGCUGAAUUUACGGGAAAAUAGAAUUGAUUGUGCCAUCCCAUUAGAAAUGGGAGAUUUAUGGAAUCUCCAACAGCUAGAUUUGAGCUUGAACAACUUGGUCGGGCAAAUCCCUAUUAAACUUAAUAAACUGAGCCAGUUAAAAGAUCUCGAUCUUCACAACAAUUCUCUUUCUGGCUCAAUAUUCAUAUUUAAAAUAUUUUAUCACUUAAAUCACCUCAACUUAUCAUAUAAUUGUCUCGAGGCCCCAAUUCCAGAUAAUUUGAGGGUUGUUUUUCCUAACGCUUUUCUAGGCAAUGAAGAUUUGAACCAGUUUCACGAAACCCAAGACCCUAGAAGAAGGUCUAGCGUAAUUCAUUUUAUGACGGUGUUCAUUCCGCUAGCUGCAAUUUGCUGUAUAGUGGUCAGAUCUGGCUUUCUAUUUCGACGUGCAACAAAGACAAAGCAACCAGAGACUAUAGAGAAAAAUGGAAAUUUCUUGUCAAUAUGGAAUUAUGAUGGGAGGAUUGCGUAUGAAGACAUAAUUGAUGCAACAGAGGACUUCGAUCUCAAAUAUUGCAUCGGGACUGGCGGCUAUGGUAGCGUCUAUAGAGCGCGAUUGCCCAAUGGGAAAGUUGUGGCAUUGAAGAAACUUCACCGUUUUGAAGCAGAGGACCCGUCCUUCGACAAGAGCUUUCAGAAUGAAGUGAAACACUUAACAGAAAUAAGGCAUAGAAGCAUAAUCAAGCUCCAUGGUUUUUGCUUACACAAGCGAUGCAUGUUCUUAGUGUACGAAUACAUGAAAAAUGGGAGUCUGUUUGGUGUUUUGAGAGAUGAUGUCGAAGCGGUGGAAUUAGAUUGGUCCAAAAGAGUCGAUCUUGUCCGGGAUACGGCACAUGCUUUGUCUUACAUGCACCAUGAUUGUGCUCAGCCAAUUGUUCAUCGAGACAUAUCUAGCAAUAACAUCUUACUUAACAGUAAAAUGCAGGCUUUUGUAUCAGAUUUUGGCACUGCAAGACUUCUAGAUCAUGGUUUCUCAUCUAACUUCACUACAAAUAUCGCGGGCACCUAUGGAUACAUUGCACCAGAGCUCGCGUAUACUUUGGUCGUUAAUGAGAAAUGCGACGUAUAUAGUUUUGGAGUGGUAGCAAUGGAAACAAUGAUGGGUGAGCAUCCAGGAGAUAUUGUAUCUAUCUUGUUGACAUCCUCUGGAGAAGAUAUCAUGCUACAUAAAAUUCUAGACCGGCGGUUGCCUUUUCCAAGAGAGAACUCUAUUGCAAGAAGUAUUGUUUUGAUCGUUUCUCUAGCGCUUGCUUGCUUGAGUGCUAAUCCAAAGUCUCGACCAACUAUGAAGCAAGUCUCAGAAGCUUUUCUAGCUCGAAAGUCACCAUUGGCGAAGCCCUUCCAUGAGAUCUCAUUGGCUCAGCUCCGAUAUGUUAAUAGAUCAUGGUUGGAAGGUGAAUCAACAGAAGCUUCAUCAGGACAGAGCGAGGAGUAAGGGUCAUUAAGUGCUUGUCUAGUAAAGAGAUAAUUGAUAAUGAAGCUGCA